Messenger RNA from Rotaria sp. Silwood1, 612 nucleotides. The record is from the annotation of a GenBank genome assembly. Lineage: Eukaryota; Metazoa; Rotifera; Eurotatoria; Philodinida; Philodinidae.
AUGUCGACAACUCGAUCCUUAUCAAACCCACCAGCUUAUUAUUACACACUCACCACAAAACAACAACGAACUUGGCGACAAAACACCAGGAAAAUUUUAAGAAAUGAAGAAUUACGGAAACAAUAUCCACCAUUUACAUCAACAACAAAUAUUCCCAUUUAUCACAUUCAUUACAAAUCAACAAUGGAUGUUAUCGACGAAUUAAUUAUAAAAGCAAAGCACACUCAAAGAUAUACAAUUGAUACAGAAUCGGAAAAAUGUGGAAAACGAAACAUUGGUGCUCUCAUCCAAAUCCAAUUCGUACAAGGAUGGCAUGAUGGAUCAAAUACGGAUCCGGAAACGGAAAGGCGUAAUGAUGAAAAUAGGCUUCAAUUAUUACUUAUGUAUGAGGAGCCCGACAACGACGAUGAUUCUGAAGACAUUAAUGAUAUUCAAUAUGAUCCUAAUCAAGAACAAGAACAAGAAGAUUCAGAUCUUACAUGGUCACUACAAGAAGCAGCUGCAACAACGUUAAAUAAAUUUCUUGACAAAUCUAUGACAGUUAAUUUAUGGCAAUGUGGUUUAGAUCUUCAACUAAACACAUGGAAAACUAAAUUAUUUAGCCGAAAAUGA